Messenger RNA from Punctularia strigosozonata HHB-11173 SS5, 1745 nucleotides. RefSeq lists its product as uncharacterized. Lineage: Eukaryota; Fungi; Basidiomycota; Agaricomycetes; Corticiales; Punctulariaceae. The record is from RefSeq and is a predicted model, not a curated record. The transcript has 6 exons. Bases 1 to 1602 code for a protein of 533 amino acids.
AUGGACGCAAACCUCGUCCAGCAGCUCAGCGCCGACAGCGGCUGCAUGCGCCCUAUUCGCCUGACACCGCGCCUCGUCCUACUCGCGUGUCUCUGCACUUUCGUGCUCGUCUCGACCUCCUUCUUCUCGCUCCAGGCACGACCUCCGGACGCGUUCGAACCCCAGGCGCUCUCCGCAGCCGAAACCAUCGUCGAUACGGAUGUUUCACCUCCGUCACUCCCUCCGCCACCUCCUCCUCCAUCGUCGCCUCUGACGUCGUUACCGCAACGUAUCGCGCCCCGGAUAUCCGUCGUCGCGAUAUGGGAAGGCUCGUUCCCGUUCCCCGCGCUCGUCAACUUCUUCGCGUCCUUCCGCGCCAACGCCCCCACCGUCGAGCUAGUCUGGAUCGGCAUUCGGAAAGACGAGCAGGAUGCCUGCCUGGACAUUGGCCAAUACGCCACCCUCGAGCACGAGGACCCGUCGUCCAACAUCGUUUUCCGGUGUCUUACUCGGCUUGAAUACUGGACCGCUCACCGAGAGUACUUCUGCCGUCAAUGGAAAUGCAGCGCAGAAGAGCGGCAGGAGGUGCUGGACGUGUUCAUGGAGCGGAAUGACAUGGAUAGGAACAAGUCGUUAUACCGGAUAUGGCGAGGAUACAUUUUCCGGGACUUCCUCCACUCCGAGACGCAAUGGUGGGGAUGGGCCGAUGUGGACACCUUCAUGGGCAGCUUCCAAUCUCAAUUCCCCUGGGAUGUCGCGAGCGAUUACGACGUCAUUAUCCCGGCGCACACCGACUCGAUGCUCUACCUUCGCGGCCACCUCGGCUUCAUCCAAACGCGCGCCGAAACCGAGUUUCGUAUGAACCUCUACGACAACAUGCGCUCCAUGGACGGCUUCAUCCACCGACACAAGGACGCCUACUGGUGUGCCGAGGAAGCCGAAUUCAGCGCGUUCGUCAUCCGCACGCCCUCCAUCUCCUUCCUCACCCUCCCCUACCACCUCGUCGAGCUCGGCUUCGACGCCCGCUCGCCCGCGACCGCGCUCUUCGCCUCGCCCUCGGGCGCCUACGCCCUCUCGCCCUCGCACUCGCCGCCCCUCCCCGCCUUCCCGGACUUCCCCCUCCUCGCGCUCCCCUCCGCGCCCUCCUCCUUCGUCCCCACCUUCUCCGCCGCGGGCGCGACGCAUCCCGUCGACCUCGUCACCGGCGUGGACCGCGACAAGUGGGUCCCGGCGGAGACGACGACGUUUUACGAGCCGCCGCCCGCGGACGAGCUCGGCUGGGCGGCGGGGGAGGAGGGCGAGGGCGAGCCGGUGCGGAUCGUGGGCAGGGGAGGCGGGUUCGAGGGCGGGCGGGAGGGCGUGUGGGAGCGGUUCGAGCGGGCGCGGCCCGAGCUGCGGGUGCGGGUGUUGGGCGCCGCGGACGGGGAGGUGCGGGCGUCGUUGACGGAGGGGCUGUACAUCCACUGGAUGGAGCACAAGUACGAACAUCGGCCGACUUUCGAUUCGAUCCCGGCCCGCCCUCUGUUACCCUCCGAAGCCCUGGCGGCGUACUAUACGGACGGCAUGGAGAUCUGGAAUAUCGAUCGCGGCGAGCUCGUGUGGCGGAGCGUCUUGCUCGAUUGAAAAAAGAGUGUAUCUCGGUCGCCGUCUUGUUUUGUUGUUCCCAUUGCUUUCCGAUUCGUGUCCAGUGCACUUCAUUCGCCCGCGGUUCAUGCCGGUUCAAAACCCAUCGUAGAGUACCAAUGCCACGUUUACCUCGGGCAUCG